Molecule: messenger RNA, 1488 nt
Organism: Phlebotomus argentipes
Lineage: Eukaryota; Metazoa; Arthropoda; Insecta; Diptera; Psychodidae
Product: galactokinase-like
Exons: 4
Coding region: 116-1285 (389 amino acids)
Biological process (GO): galactose metabolic process; carbohydrate phosphorylation
Cellular component (GO): cytoplasm; cytosol
Molecular function (GO): ATP binding; galactokinase activity
Source: RefSeq, a predicted model, not a curated record
UUUUUGACAAGGAGCAGUUGGUGCAUGAGAAAAUAAGCCGAACGGGCGAUAAGGCGAGCAUUCGAGUGCAUUUGCGGAAUCAGUACGGCUGCUGAAGUCUGUGGGGAUAGUGAAAAUGGUGACGGUGGUGGAAUCUUUUGAGAAUCUCCUGCGCACGGCGCAGGAUGUGUUUGUGAGGCAGUUUAAGGGAUCUCCUGACGUUACUGCAUGUGCUCCAGGACGCGUGAAUCUAAUUGGAGAGCACAUUGACUACAACGAUGGCUUCGUUCUGCCGAUGGCUCUACCGAUGGUUACGUUGAUUGUGGGCGCGAAAAAUGGCACGGAUUCCCAGGUGAACCUCGUGACGUGCUGCGAGGGCGUGGAUGAGCCACGCCGGUGUUCUUUCGACAGUCGCCACGUGGCCAAAGGAACUCCCCAGUGGGCGAAUUAUGUCAAGGGAGUCUGCCAUCACUUCCCUCAUCCCAUUCCUGGCUUCAAUGCGGUCAUCGUGAGCAAUGUGCCCGUGGGCGGUGGCCUCUCGAGCAGUGCAGCCCUGGAAGUGGCCACGAUUGCCUUCCUGGAGGGCCUGACGGGCCACAAGAUUGCAUCCGAGGCGGACAAGGCGAUUACGUGUCAGAAGGCGGAGCACAGCUUCGCCGGAAUGCCGUGUGGCAUCAUGGAUCAAUUGAUAUCUGUCAUGGGACAGGAGAAACAUGCCCUGCUUAUUGACUGCCAGAAUGUCUCAGCGCGCCAGAUUCCCCUGAUAAGCGACGAGCUGGUCUUCCUCAUUUGCAAUUCCAAUGUUAAGCAUGAAUUGUCCUCGAGUGAGUAUCCAACCAGACGAAGGCAAUGCACAGAAGCGCUGGCCGCCAUGGGACUGUCCAGCUAUCGAGAUGCCACAGUGUCUGAGCAUCUCAGUGCCGUGAAGGAUCCCAUUCUGCUCAAGAGAGCCCGUCAUGUCAUUACAGAGAUCCAGCGCACUUGUGAGGCAGCCGAAGCACUCUCCCGGCAGGAUUUCCCCAUGAUGGGUCGUCUCAUGACAGAGUCCCAUAAGUCUCUGCAGCGGGACUUCGAGGUGUCCUGUCGCGAGUUGGAUCUGCUCGUUGAGGCUGCCGUGGCGUGUGAGGGUGUUUUGGGGUCUCGCAUGACUGGAGGGGGAUUUGGUGGCUGCACGGUGACACUCGCGAGAAAAUCCCACGUCCAGAAGGUGAUUGAUCACAUUGCCGAAGUCUAUUGCACUUCUGGAGGCACUCCGACUUUCUACAUUGCCACCCCGAGUGCAGGCGCUCGCUUGAUUUCAUCGUGAGAGGAGCAGUGACUCGAUUCCCUGAUCGAAUUACAUUCCAUCCAUUCCACAUGGAAACGUGUAAGAAUCGUAAAUCAGUUUCACAUUAAAUUCAGUGGGAAUUUAAAUUUCAGUGCGUGUCGUUUGGAGGGUAAUUUGAGAAAUUGAUUCAAGUGCAGCGAUUGUCAGAAGAAUGGUAUAAGGAAGAUUAAUCGAAUGGUAUU